AUGCUGACGGAAAAGUUUCUUCGACUGCAGUCCAUUUUCUUUCGUCUUUUGGGACUGGAAUUGCUGGACGAGCUAGACGAUGAGAGUCAUCGAUAUCCUCGGCAAAGCAUCUGCUGCAUCCUUUCGGUGGCCACAUUUCUUCCCCUCACCAUCGCAUUUGGCCUACAAAACAUCCAGAAUGUGGAGCAACUGACCGACUCACUCUGCUCGGUUCUUGUCGAUUUGCUGGCCCUCUGCAAGAUCGCAUUUUUUCUUUGGCUGUAUAAGGACUUUAGGUUUCUAAUACAGCAGUUCCACCAAAUCCUGCAGAGGGAAAAUCAGUGGUCGGUCGGUGCCAGAAAUAUAUCUAGAGAAAAUCAUCGUGAUCAGUUCAUCAGUGUCUUAUAUAGCUACUGUUUUGUGACGGCCGGACUUUCAGCCUGCCUGAUGUCUCCUUUGUCCAUGUUGAUCAGUUACCACCGAACAGGUCAACUGCAGCCGGAUUUGCCCUUUCCCAGCUUGUAUCCCUGGGAUAAUAAUCAUAUCCUUAACUACUCUAUAUCCUAUUUGUGGAAUGUAUGUGCUGCUCUGGGCGUGGCUCUGCCCACUGUUUGCGUGGAUACCCUUUUCUGCUCCCUGAGCCAUAAUCUUUGUGCUCUCUUUAGGAUUGCUAGAGAAAAAAUGAUGCACUUUGAGGGCAGAAGUCCUAGAGAAACCCAUGAGAACCUUGUGCAUAUAUUUAAAUUAUAUGAGGAGUGCUUGCAACUGGGAAAUUUUUUAAAUGAGUACUUCAGGCCACUCAUCUUUGCUCAAUUUGUGGCCGCCUCUUUGCAUCUGUGUGUCCUGUGCUACCAACUAUCUGCCCAUCUUUUAGAGCCAGCUAUGCUAUUCUACUUCGCUUUCACGGCAGCCAUUAUCGGCCAGGUUUCCAUUUACUGCUUCUGCGGAUCAAGCGUCAAUACGGAGAGUCAGCUUUUUGGCCAGGCCAUCUACGAGUGCAACUGGCUCCAUAUUUUGCGGGAAAACUGGCAGCUUGUGAGUUCUCUAAAGAUUGCCAUGAUGCGGUCGAGAAGGGGAUGCCCCAUCGAUGGUUACUUCUUCGAGGCCAAUCGGGAGACACUUGUCAUGAUUGUGCGCAGUGCCAUAUCCUAUGUAACUCUCCUCAGAUCGCUGGCCUAGCUGCCACAGGCCCCUUUUCAUUAUUCAGGG
Drosophila subpulchrella is the source of this 1188-nucleotide messenger RNA. RefSeq names its product putative odorant receptor 98b (gene Or98b). Gene Ontology annotation, cellular component: plasma membrane. Gene Ontology annotation, molecular function: odorant binding; olfactory receptor activity. NCBI's taxonomy places the organism in Eukaryota, Metazoa, Arthropoda, Insecta, Diptera, Drosophilidae. The record is from RefSeq and is a predicted model, not a curated record. Bases 1 to 1158 code for a protein of 385 amino acids. The transcript has 4 exons. Gene Ontology annotation, biological process: sensory perception of smell; detection of chemical stimulus involved in sensory perception of smell.